GAUAGUUCUCACAGCAAUGUCUGGAAAAGAUAAACUUCCUAUUUUCCCUUCUCGGGGGGCACAAAUGUUAAUGAAAUCCCGACUACAAGGGGCAACAAAAGGUCAUGGCUUACUGAAGAAAAAAGCUGACGCAUUACAAAUGCGUUUCAGAAUGAUUUUGGGUAAAAUUAUUGAGACUAAAACACUUAUGGGCGAAGUGAUGAAAGAGGCAGCGUUCUCAUUAGCCGAAGCAAAAUUUACAACUGGAGACUUUAAUCAAGUAGUUCUACAGAAUGUGACAAAAGCACAAAUUAAAAUCCGUUCUAAGAAAGAUAAUGUGGCUGGUGUUAAUCUUCCCGUAUUUGAAUCAUAUCAAGAUGGCACAGAUACAUACGAGCUAGCAGGUUUGGCAAGAGGUGGUCAGCAGCUAGCUAAGUUAAAAAAGAAUUAUCAGAGAGCAGUGAAACUGUUAGUGGAAUUAGCAUCUUUGCAGACAAGUUUUGUGACUUUGGACGAGGUUAUUAAAAUCACAAAUCGCCGUGUUAAUGCUAUUGAGCAUGUUAUCAUUCCAAGAAUUGAAAGAACUCUUGCUUACAUAAUUUCUGAGCUGGAUGAAUUGGAGAGAGAAGAGUUCUAUCGGUUAAAGAAGAUUCAAGACAAAAAGAAGCAAGCAAAAGCCAAGCUUGAUGUAAUCAGGGCAGAAAUGCUUGCUGCUGGCCGAGAAAUCGAAACGCCGAACAUGCUCGAUGAAGGAGAUGAUGAUAUUUUGUUCUAAAACCUGUACAUAGCGUCUUUUCACACCGAAGUAUUAAAAGAAAAGUAUGUUUUAAUUCUGAAUGAAUGUGUCAAGUGCGAAUUCAGUGAAGUAUGAUAAUACAGUUGUUCCCCCUCAAAAAGUUUCCUAGGCAAUACUGAUUUCAAAGGAUAGCUGUAUUGAAAGAUUAUGUUACCGAAAAGUAACAGAUAAUGGUGGCCUACACAGCACUGUUAACAUGUUUUCAUUGUAAUGUGUAAUAUACUUCAGAAUCUAUUGCUGUACCAUAUUUGAAAAAUGUUAAUAUUUGCUGUCGGGGCACUUGUCACUGGCUUGUUGAAACUCCUACUCUAUAUAAGCGCAUUCAAACUGUUCGUGUUGUUAAUAUAUCAAUACAGAAAUCAUGAAACGCAAACGAUUCGCGGGAGAUAUUGUGAAAGGUUAUAGAAUCAAGUGUUUAGUAAGAAUUUACGACUAAUAAACG
This is a messenger RNA of Dufourea novaeangliae, 1217 nucleotides long. It is a transcript of the gene Vha36-1, whose product is annotated as V-type proton ATPase subunit D 1. NCBI's taxonomy places the organism in Eukaryota, Metazoa, Arthropoda, Insecta, Hymenoptera, Halictidae. The record is from RefSeq and is a predicted model, not a curated record. Gene Ontology annotation, cellular component: proton-transporting V-type ATPase complex. The transcript has 4 exons. Gene Ontology annotation, molecular function: proton-transporting ATPase activity, rotational mechanism. Bases 17 to 754 code for a protein of 245 amino acids.